Messenger RNA from Styela clava, 1658 nucleotides. RefSeq lists its product as uncharacterized. The record is from RefSeq and is a predicted model, not a curated record. NCBI's taxonomy places the organism in Eukaryota, Metazoa, Chordata, Ascidiacea, Stolidobranchia, Styelidae.
GUCGUUUUUACUUCAAUUUCAUUUUGUUUGUAUAUCAUGUAUUCUCAGUAUCUUGGAAGAAUAAACUACUAAUAACUAACUAAACAAAAUAAUGGGAUUUCGAGAAUAUGCCAUCUGGAUAUGGCGCGCGGGUAUCUUGGAAGUUCUGAGGUCUUGUUGGAACAAAGUAUGGGAACAUGGUAUCCAGAGAAUGCUGUAUGGGGCUUCACAGGGCCGCGUAGUAAAUGACGAGGCGGUCACUGCACAAGAACCAGCUCAGUUAUCAAAUGAAGCGACCGGUUCAACGCCAAGAAGAAACCCGGACCAACUUCAUCGCAGACCAUUGCACGAGGGAAAUGAUCAACAACCGCUCUCUUUCAAUAUUGUUGGAAGUUCACUCAAUCAAUCCGCCUUGGCUUCAUCUAAUACAACUUAUUCGAACUCAUCUGUCAAACAGGUUCGAAAGAAUGCCGACUGAAAGAUAUUCGGCGUCUGAUUUGAGGAAUCCAAAUCCACACAAUUACUGCUACGAACACUUAAAACCGUCUAAAAACACCAAAAACCAUGCUAAAACGCUUAAAAACAGUGAAAAACCGUCUAAAAACCCCAAAAACCCUUCAAACCUCAAAUUAAAUUAUUCUUCCAUAUAGUAAAUAGCACAGAACUCCGGUUCAUACUCCGGAUUGCUGAAAUUUUUUACUCCAAUGUUUGUUUCGGUCUAAAAAUCCAACUGCAUUUCACGAAAAUCCUAGUAAUGAAUUUUUUAAUCAAGUUGAAUCAAUUUCUAUUAUUUUCUAAUUAAUCUCAAAAGUUUGCUAAUUAAACUUUGCAAUGAUAUAGAGAAAAUCACCUGAAUGUUCUUAUAAACUAACACCUUAGGAAAUUUUAUCUUGCAAUUUUAUUUCAAAAUGCAUCUCUUUUCCGUACUGUAAAUCAGGGUGGUCUAAGGUUGCGAGGUUGAAGUGCCGCAAACAAUUUUUGAGGUCUCGCGGGCCGCAGUCGGAGAAAACCCCAAAGUGGCCAAAACAUUGCGAGUUUACUCAAUUCAAAUAUGAGAGUUUACAGAUCUAAUUAGUUUUAUAAGAAAGAUAUAUAAGGCCUUUAGUUAUUUUAAAAUUGCUACCCGAGAAAUACCGUGGUAUUAUCGGGAUUUUUACUCGUGUUUUGUUUUGUAAUACCGCUUAAAAUUAUACUCUUUCGUGAAAGAUAUUACUUGAAAACACACCAGACACUGUGAUUUAACGUUGCCGUGGGUAAGGAAAUACGUUUACUCUCAGUUUACUUCGCUCACCUUUACACUCAUUGUAUGAUGAAUUUAUUACUUGUAGGUUGUAGCGUGAGUAGGUUUAGUGAGUGAUACCGUCAAAAGACAACCAUUUAAGUUGGGACCUCGGACCCAGAUAAACAAAAUACUGGAUCGCGCGGCGAUAAGUCAGCUCUGCGGUUCGUCACUGCUGUCACAUUGCCAACGCUUGAAAAUAGAGGAGUUUUUGCUAAAAUGAAGGCACAAAACGUCUCUUCAGAUGAGGAGCUAUUUGACGCAAGCUCAUCUCAUAGGCUUGGUCCUGUCUGCACAAAACAAUUCAUUAUCCUUAUACCGACCACGGGACGGCAUUCCCAUAUAGCCACCGUCUUUACGUUUAUGAAUACAACAAUGAAAUUACGUGAUUUUAACAAAC